AUGGCAAGCCCAACUGGCCAUUCCAUAAACGUAAACGAUCCCAGCCUGAUCUCGCUGGUCAACAAACUCCAGGAUGUCUUCUCUACAGUCGGAGUGCACAACCCCAUCGACUUGCCGCAGAUCGUUGUCGUCGGUUCGCAGUCCAGUGGAAAGAGUUCAGUACUAGAGAACAUUGUCGGUCGUGAUUUCUUGCCUCGUGGCUCGGGAAUUGUUACUCGGAGACCUCUUAUUCUGCAGCUUAUCAACAAGACCCCCACCGCGCAAACGAAUGGCGACAAGAUGUUGGACACAACGGACAGCGAGUCCAACGUCGACGAGUACGGCGAGUUCUUGCACUUGCCCGGCGAGAAGUUCUUCGACUUCAACAAGAUCCGCGAUGAGAUUGUGCGUGAGACGGAAACCAAGGUCGGCAAAAACGCUGGCAUUUCACCUGCCCCGAUCAACCUGCGCAUCUACUCCCCCAACGUCCUUACCCUGACCCUUGUCGAUCUGCCCGGUCUCACCAAGGUGCCCGUCGGCGACCAGCCGAAGGAUAUCGAGCGUCAGAUCAAGGAUAUGGUGCUCAAGUACAUCAGCAAGCCCAAUGCUAUCAUUCUGGCCGUGACUUCGGCCAACCAGGAUUUGGCCAACUCCGAUGGUCUGAAGCUGGCGCGUGAGGUGGACCCCGAGGGACAGCGCACCAUCGGUGUGUUGAGUAAGGUCGAUCUGAUGGACGAUGGUACCGAUGUUGUGGAUAUUCUCGCUGGUCGGAUUAUCCCGCUGCGUCUGGGUUACGUUCCCGUUGUCAACCGUGGCCAGCGUGACAUUGAGAACAAGAAGCUCAUUUCCUAUGCCCUGGAGAAUGAGAAGAACUUCUUCGAGAACCACAAGGCGUAUCGGAACAAGGCCUCGUACUGUGGUACCCCAUACCUUGCUCGCAAGCUGAACUUGAUCUUGAUGAUGCACAUCAAGCAGACCCUCCCUGAUAUCAAGGCCCGUAUCUCCUCUUCCCUCCAGAAGUACAGCACGGAGCUGUCGCAGCUCGGCGAUUCUAUGCUCGGCAACAGCGCAAACAUUAUCCUCAACAUCAUCACUGAGUUCAGCAAUGAAUACCGCACUGUCUUGGAAGGAAACAACCAGGAGCUGUCCAGCAUCGAGCUGUCGGGCGGUGCUCGUAUCAGUUUUGUCUUCCACGAGCUCUACGCGAACGGUGUCAAAGCCGUCGAUCCCUUCGACAUUGUGAAGGAUAUUGACAUUCGCACAAUCCUGUACAACUCGUCCGGAUCUUCGCCCGCGCUGUUCGUCGGAACCACUGCCUUCGAGUUGAUUGUCAAGCAACAGAUCAAGCGUUUGGAGGAGCCUAGCACAAAGUGUAUCUCGCUUGUCUACGACGAGCUGGUGCGCAUCCUCGGCCAGUUGUUGAACAAGAACCUCUUCCGCCGGUAUCCCAUGCUCAAGGAGAAGUUCCAUACCGUCGCCAUUGCCUUCUUUAAGAAGUGCAUGGAUCCUACCGGCAAGCUGGUCAGGGACCUGAUCGCUAUGGAGGCCACGUACAUCAACACCGGUCACCCCGACUUCCUUAACGGACAACGCGCUAUGGCCCUCGUGAACGACCGCCAGCAAGCUGCCAAGCCCACCCAGGUCGACCCCAAGACCGGCAAGCCUCUGCCUUUGCCUGCCCGCGCCGCGAGCCCCUCUCUGGACACCACCGGCGAGGCUCAAAACAACAGUGGGUUCUUCGGCAGCUUCUGGGCUUCCAAGAACAAGAAGAAGAUGGCUGCUAUGGAGGCCCCGCCCCCACUCUUAAGGCUUCUGCUACUCUGUCCGAGCGGGAGUCUACCGAGGUUGAGGUUAUCACUCCUUAUCACCUCCUACUUCAAUAUCGUGAAGCGCACGAUGAUCGACAUGGUCCCCAAGGCCGUUAUGUACACACUGGUGCAAUUCACCAAGGACGAGAUGCAACGUGAGCUGCUGGAGAUGAUGUACCGUAACAACGAGCUCGACGACCUACUGAAGGAGAGCGAUUACACUGUCCGCCGACGAAAGGAGUGCCAGCAGAUGGUGGAGUCCCUCGGUCGCGCCAGUGAGAUUGUCAGCCAGGUGCAGUAA
Penicillium atrosanguineum is the source of this 2088-nucleotide messenger RNA. Its product is annotated as dynamin-like GTPase vpsA. Gene Ontology annotation, biological process: peroxisome organization. Gene Ontology annotation, molecular function: GTPase activity; microtubule binding; GTP binding. Gene Ontology annotation, cellular component: microtubule; membrane; peroxisome. The coding region runs from base 1 to 2088 and encodes 695 amino acids. The transcript is spliced from 8 exons. The record is from RefSeq and is a predicted model, not a curated record. Lineage: Eukaryota; Fungi; Ascomycota; Eurotiomycetes; Eurotiales; Aspergillaceae.